CCUUGGUCUGCUAUAGUUCUGAGCUAGCUACCUAAGUAUCUAAGUUAGCAAGGCACGUCAACGUCAGGCCACUUAAUAGGAAUACGUUACGUGCUGAUACAACUUGGUAUAGGUACAUACAUUCUAGCUUGUAGAAGAAGAAGAAGAAGAAGCAGGUCGUCUACCUACAUACCUAGGUAGCUAUACUUGUACUUGCUUAGAAAAGAAUCACAUCUUAUAGGCUCUAAAAGGGGGGAUUAGAAACCGGGUACUCAAGCCUUGCUUGCAUCCUCUAAAUCGCAAAGAUGGGUCACAAGACGCUACAAAUCACAGAGGUAAAUCGAAUUCCCCAUCUCCCUACUCGUCCAUCCUCCUACUUACACGCCCCCCCCAAGCUGUAUAUCUACCCAAUCAAGUCCCUACGCCCAGUAUCCCUAGACAGGGCAUCGCUGCAGCGCGAGGGCCUCCGGUAUGACCGGCGCUUUAUGCUGCUUAAGGUCGAGGCCGGCGGAGGGUACAAGAACAUGCAGGUGUUCCACUUCCCGGAGUGUGCGCUCUUCCACCAGGCCAUCGUCGACGAUGAUGGCCAUGUCGUCGUCACCUACCGUAUCCCGGAACACCCGCUAGUGGUUCCGCCCCCUCCGGAGCAGCAUGCCGCCUUACGCGUACCUCUUAACCCCGCUAUCGCCGGCCUCGAAACCGUCGACAUCAGGCUGUACAGCAGCUCCACCGCGGCGUAUCGCAUGGGCGAUACCUACGACGCUUGGUUUUCCGCGUGUCUGGGCUAUCCUGCGAUCCUCGUCUACAUCGGCGAUAACCGCCGUUCAGUGCUAGCGCACGCGCCGCAGCCCGAGCAGCCACAGCCACAGACGCAAUCCUGGUCCUCGUACCUGACGUCUUUCGUGCCCUACUACGGGCAGCAGUGGCCGCCGAAAGGAGAAGAGGCCCCCGGGAUAGUCUUCAACGAAGCCGCGCCGUUCCUCCUGACGUCCAAGGCCUCGCUGCGCAACGUCAGCGCGCGGCUACCCGAGGGCCAGGAGAUGGACAUGGUCAAGUUCCGGCCCAACAUCGUGGUCGACGAGGUGUGGGAGGAGUCCUCCGGCUCGGAAGACAGCAGCAGCGGCGACGGCGACAACGACACGCCGUCGAUACUCGCCGCGUGGGACGAGGACUUCUGGGCGGAGCUUUUAGUAGUAGGAUCCUCGCACCGACUCGCGCUGACGGCGAACUGCGCGCGCUGCGUCUCCAUCAACGUCGACUACACGACCGGACGGCCGGCCUCGGGCGAGCUAGGCUCGGUGCUGAAGAAGCUGAUGAGGGACCGCCGCGUGGACGCGGGCAACAAGUGGUCGCCCAUCUUCGGGCGGUACGCGUUUCUGCUACCGCCUGUAAAUAGUAGCAGCAGCAGCAGCAGCGGUGGUGGCGGUGAAGGGCAAGAGCUAGAAGCUGACGUCGCUGUGGGUGACGAGGUCAAGGUAACAAGACGCAAAAGCGAGCGAGACACGUGGGCCUGGCCGAAGUGAGGCCGGCCGCCGGUAUGACGGCGGGUGUGUGUUCAACAACGGAAAGACAGGAGGAUGUUGUUGUUGUCGUUGGGCAUAUCGACAAAUAGUGUGGUGAGGAGAGGAAGUGU
Molecule: messenger RNA, 1612 nt
Organism: Daldinia vernicosa
Lineage: Eukaryota; Fungi; Ascomycota; Sordariomycetes; Xylariales; Hypoxylaceae
Product: MOSC domain-containing protein
Exons: 1
Coding region: 285-1502 (405 amino acids)
Molecular function (GO): molybdenum ion binding; catalytic activity; pyridoxal phosphate binding
Source: RefSeq, a predicted model, not a curated record